Xenopus laevis (African clawed frog) is the source of this 2551-nucleotide messenger RNA. RefSeq names its product alpha-1,6-mannosyl-glycoprotein 2-beta-N-acetylglucosaminyltransferase-like S homeolog (gene mgat2l.S). The record is from RefSeq and is a predicted model, not a curated record. Lineage: Eukaryota; Metazoa; Chordata; Amphibia; Anura; Pipidae. Bases 174 to 1439 code for a protein of 421 amino acids. The transcript is spliced from 2 exons.
GUUCUCUGAUUGGAUGGUGGUGGGUGGACGUCAGGCAUAGAAAACUAAGUGUGGGGGUCGCUGUGUAAGUUAGUGGGUCGGCGGCUCUGGGAGUAGAAGGAACCAUAGGCACCGAGAGGGGAGCCGGGAAUCCACCCUGGGGCAGCUGAGGACCGGUAAUUUGUGACCUGACCAUGAGGCUGACGCUGCACAAGAAGAAGAUUGCUGCCUUGGUGCUGGUUCUGUUUGCGUGCGCUGGUUUGCUCCAUAUCUCCACCCGCCGGAAUGAAGAUCAAUUCCUACUCAUGGCCCCGGGCCCCAGUGAGAAGAGUAACAUCUCUGACUUCCAGGUGCCCAUUGGCCCCCCGCUGCAGAUGAGACUGACUGCUUACCGCAACAACCUGCACCAGCCAGUUCUAAACGCUGACAAAUUUCCUGGUCACCCUGAGCUGGUGGUAGUGGUCCAAAUGCGGGGUGGGCCUGGGAGUGGUGCUCGUUUGCGCCUCCUGGCUGAAUCUCUGCGGCCAGCUGGGCCUCGGGCCAAUAGCCGUCUGUUGCUGGUGCUGAGUAUGGAGAAGCCGUGCCCUGAGGUUGUAGAUGCCAUGCUGGCCAUAGACUUUUGCCGGGUGCUGCCCAUCUACUUUCCCUACAGCCUGAGCUUCUACCCAGAGGAAUUUCCCGGAGCAGACCCCAAAGACUGCCCCAGGGAUUUAUCCAAGGAAUCUGCCCUUCAGCAGCGAUGCAACAACGCUGAGUUCCCGGAUAGUCACGGGCACUACAGAGAAGCGCCAUUUGCUCUGGACAAGCAUCACUGGUGGUGGAAGCUCCAUUUCACGUGGGAGAGGCUGCGGGAGGUGAAUGGCUAUGGGGGGUAUAUAGUAUUUCUGGAGGAGGGCAGCUAUCUGCUCCCAGACUGGCAACACAUGCUGCGCCUCAUGCAGAAACAGUGCAAGGAGGAAGGAUGCCAGUUGCUCAGCCUUGGAGGCACUGCCAGUCCCGAUCCUUCGCCUGACCCCGAACACAUGGAAGUGAGUGGCUUUGUUGCACCAAAGCACCGUUCUGCAGUGGGCAUACCCCGGGAACUGUACUACCAGCUGAUGGGGUGCCUGGCGGAAUUCUGCACUUACGAUGAUUAUAACUGGGACUGGAGCCUGCAGCACCUCUCUGCCUCCUGCCUUUCCCACCCACUCAAAGUGCUCAGCGCCCGCCUGCCUCGGGUACUCAACCUUCCCUCCUCCCCAGAAGACGGUGAAUGUGGGCGCACUGGACCAUGUCCUAGUACAGACACCGCUUCCCAAAAUCUCAGGGAGUUGGUCAGGCAGCUGAGUGGCCGGCUCUUCCCAAGAACUGCAAUGGUCGCCAGUCGGCAACAAGAGAUCCGCAAUCCCCCGCAAAUCAAAAAUGGUGGCUGGGGGGACAUCAGAGACCAUGGCCUGUGCCAAUCUUAUGCCAGGCUGUGAUGUAGGCAAUAUGUUUGCAGUCUCUGUUCUUACCAAAGUUCGGAAUAAUCUCAGGAAUUUAAUUGCACAAGAGACCCCUAAUUGCUGCUUUUAAAAUUUGGCUGUUGCGUAGCUCUGCCUUCUGGUCGCAUUUAUCGCCUUUGUGCCCUCACCCUGGUGCCUUACCUAUGGACGUAGCCUUUCAGAUGAUUCCCAGGAGCAUUUUUAAACACUUUAAAGACAGAAAUGGAUUUUAUUUCAUGAAAUUGUUUUUUUGUUUUUAGAGUAAUUAUAUUAUUUCCUUCCAGAUGCCUCACUGUGCCAGGGCUGUAGGGCAUUUGAUAUAUCAGGACCAAAGUUUAUAGGAGCCAAAACUGACAGGGAGCUUUCCUCUGCCUUAUACCCUGGCACUGAGUCACUGACAUGCCUAUGUGCCCCCCAAAUUCUUUUUAGAGGGGUUACAAAUGGUUGCUCUGUAUUUCUCCUAUUGCUGCCCCACUCCCCCUUCCCCCAGGCUUUGUGGGGUUUGUCCCUAUCUUUCCAUGUUGGUGCUGUGUGUCAUGUUGCACUAAUGUGCUGCUGAUAUUUUAUCUAUUUAAUCUAGUUACCUCUGAUUACACAGUAUUAAGGGAAGUUACUCGUUUAUGGAGGGUUGUACUGGGAGCGAUAUCACUUAUUGGUGCUGCGUCAGCAGAUUGUGCUCGUGCUCAGAUGACACUUGCUUCAUAUCCUUGGUUCAAGGGUCACAAGGCUGGUUUAUGUGCGUGUGUACGGCCAGGAUACAGUGUCCCUUCAGCUCUGUUGGGAAACCUCUUCUUUCAGUUAAUUACAGGGAUAUUCAUGGUGCUCUGGACGGCAUGUAGUCACCUUCUCUUGCAGAAAGCUGACAAUUGCCACGGUGCCUACUCUCUGUGCUCUAAUCAAAGGGGAAGUUGGCCGCUACUAUUUUUAUUUACUUCACUUUUGAGCUGAGCCUGAGGCCCUGUUAAGGGUUACAAAACAAAAAGAACCGGUGACAGGAAAAAGUGUAUGCACUACCACAAUCAAAAAGAUUUCAAUAGAUUAUGCUAACCACCAAAGAUUGUUUAUGUGGGAGGGAUAUACUCACAGUUCACCCCAGUCUACAGGUGCAU